AUGCAGCUGGUACCCAUUGAGUGGACCUCGCAGACAAUAAGCGGAAUCUCCGGUUCGAUAUCUAUUGCUUGCUGGGUGAUUGUGUUUGUUCCUCAAAUUUAUGAAAACUUCUAUCGUAAAUCUGCCGAUGGUUUGUCACAGCUUUUCGUGGUGCUGUGGUUGGCAGGAGACGUCUUCAACCUGGUUGGGGCCGUAAUGCAAAAAUUACUGCCUACGAUGAUCAUUCUUGCAGCGUAUUAUACGGCGGCAGACAUCGUGCUACUGUUGCAAUGUCUGUGGUACGGUCCUGAGGAGAAGGUGGACCCUAUCCACCUUUCGCCAGCGAAUCCCAUGAACGAGAAUGUUUUACAUGACGUGUUCCAUGAGAACCAGCCUUUGCUGCAAGCUCAGAGUCCUACUGCUGGUCUCGUUGCGACGGCAGAUGACCUGUUAAAUACCGAGGUCGAGGUCAAGAAAAAUUAUCUGCACGAUGGUGUGAUCGUUUCGGCUGUUAUCCUGGCGGGAUUCCUAUCCUGGUACAUAUCCUACUGCCAAAAUCCAGGACUCUCGAAACCGGACGGACCAACUCUAGAAGUGAAUUGGUUGGGUCAAAUAUUCGGAUAUCUAAGCGCUUUGUUGUACUUGGGAUCUCGUGUGCCUCAGAUCCUACUCAAUUUUGAGAGAAAAUCCUGUGAAGGUAUAUCGUUCCUUUUCUUCCUUUUCGCAUGUCUGGGGAACAGUUCUUUUAUUUUGUCAGUCCUGGCCAUCUCGCUUGAUAAGAAAUACUUGAUCCUUAAUGCUUCAUGGCUUGUUGGCAGUACCGGUACCUUGGUGAUGGACUUCAUCAUUUUUGCACAAUUUUUCGCAUAUCAUAGGGAAACUAAGACGGUCGAGCAGGAUUCAGUGUGA
Torulaspora globosa is the source of this 888-nucleotide messenger RNA. RefSeq names its product cationic amino acid transporter (gene YPQ1). Gene Ontology annotation, biological process: basic amino acid transmembrane export from vacuole. The record is from RefSeq and is a predicted model, not a curated record. Gene Ontology annotation, cellular component: fungal-type vacuole membrane. The transcript has a single exon. The coding region runs from base 1 to 888 and encodes 295 amino acids. NCBI's taxonomy places the organism in Eukaryota, Fungi, Ascomycota, Saccharomycetes, Saccharomycetales, Saccharomycetaceae.